Fragaria vesca subsp. vesca is the source of this 3399-nucleotide messenger RNA. RefSeq names its product ethylene-overproduction protein 1-like. The record is from RefSeq and is a predicted model, not a curated record. The transcript is spliced from 4 exons. Bases 1 to 2856 code for a protein of 951 amino acids. Gene Ontology annotation, biological process: negative regulation of ethylene-activated signaling pathway. Gene Ontology annotation, molecular function: protein binding. Lineage: Eukaryota; Viridiplantae; Streptophyta; Magnoliopsida; Rosales; Rosaceae.
AUGCAGCACAAUAUAUUCACUACAAUGCGCAGCUUGAAGAUCAUGGAUGGGUGUAAGGGCACCCAGGUUUUCGCCGUUAAUCCAACCGGAGCCACCCCCACCCAGACCAAUGCGGGUGUAGCGGACAAGGUUGCUCAAAGCGCUCACAGCCGGGUCAACUCGGUCCGAUCCAGAUCGAAUUGGAGCUUCCAAGCCCCGAACCCGACCGGAAACAAUGCCGUGGUCGACAGUCUUCUUCCUUACGGGCUCCCCUCGUCGGAUCUCAUCGAGCCACAGAUCGAGCCCUGCCUCAAGUCCGUUGAUUUCGUCGAGACGCUGGCCGAUGUGUACCGCAGGGUUGAGAAUUGCCCGCAGUUCGAGAAGUGUAAGAUGUACGUGGAGCAAUGCGCGAUCUUACGAGGCCUGUCGGAUCCGAAGCUGUUCCGGCGGAGUCUCCGGUCGGCCAGGCAGCACGCGGUGGAUGUCCACACGAAGGUGGUGCUGGCGGCGUGGUUGAGGUACGAGAGGAGGGAGGACGAGCUGGUUGGCUCGUCUUCAAUGACUUGUUGCGGGAGAAAUGUUGAAUGCCCGAAAGCUAGUUUGGUAGCUGGUUAUGAUCCCGAGUCUGUUUAUGACUCGUGCGGCUGUUCUGGCAGCCGCAGCGAGGAAGCUGAUGGGGAUGUGGAUGGUGAGACGGCGGAGGAGGAAUGCUCGACAUCAAAGGAGGAUGAAGAUGAUGCUGAUAUGUCGUUUUACAUUGGAGAGGAUGAGAUUAGGUGUGUUAGAUACAAGAUUGCGUCGCUGUCGACACCCUUUAGGACAAUGUUGUAUGGGGGGUUUACGGAGACGAGGAGGGAGAAGAUAAAUUUCACACAGAAUGGGGUUUCUCCAGAGGCAAUGAGAGCAGUGGAGGUGUAUAGCAGGACUGGGAAGUUGGAUUCUUUCGAAGUGCGGAUUGUUUUGGACUUGCUUUCUUUUUCAAACAGGUUUUGUUGUGAUGAGUUGAAGUCAGCUUGUGAUGCUCAUUUGGCUUCCCUGGUUUGUGAAUUGGAGGAUGCAAUGGUGUUGAUUGACUAUGGAUUGGAGGAGAUGGCUUAUCUUCUAGUGGCAGCUUGUUUGCAGGUGUUUUUGAGAGAGCUUCCCAAUUCGGUGCAUAAUCCUAACAUGAUGAGAUUGUUUUGUAGUUCAGAAGCUAGGCAAAGAUUGGCCAUAGCUGGGCAUUGUUCUUUUGUUUUGUAUUAUUUCUUGAGCCAAAUUGCCAUGGAGGAAGACAUGACAUCCAACACGACGGUAAUGCUCCUAGAGAGGCUGGGAGAGUGUGCUACUGAAAGUUGGGAGAAGCAACUCGCAUUCCACCAGUUGGGGGUUGUGAUGCUUGAGAGGCAGGAACAUAAAGACGCUCAGUGCUGGUUUGAAGCAGCCAUUGAGGCAGGUCAUGUUUAUUCCAUGGUGGGUGUUGCAAGGGCUAAAUACAAGCGUGGCCACAAGUAUGUUGCGUACAAGCAGAUGAACUCGCUCAUUUCAGAGUAUACACCAGUUGGGUGGAUGUAUCAAGAGCGUUCUCUGUAUUGUAUUGGAAAGGAAAAGAUGAUGGAUUUGAAUACUGCUACUCAAUUAGAUCCCACUCUAACUUAUCCAUACAAGUUUAGGGCUGUUUCUCUGAUGGAAGAUAAUCAGAUUGAAUCAGCCAUUAAAGAGAUUGAUAAGAUUAUUGGUUUCAAGGUCACCCCUGAUUGUCUUGAACUGAGGGCUUGGUUUUCAAUUGCCCUAGAGGAUUUUGAAGGAGCUCUGAGAGAUGUCAGGGCACUUUUGACUUUGGAACCGAAUUACAUGAUGUUUCUUGGGAAAUUGCAUGGUGAUCAUCUAGUAGAUCUGCUCCACCCUCUUGUCCAGCAAUGGAGUCAGGCUGAUUGUUGGAUGCAACUGUAUGAUCGAUGGUCCUCUGUGGAUGAUAUUGGUUCUCUAGCUGUUGUACAUCAUAUGUUGGAAAAUGACCCUGGGAAGAGCCUUCUGCGCUUCAGGCAGUCUCUCCUUCUAUUACGGUUGAAUUGUCAAAAGUCUGCAAUGCAUAGUCUGCGAUUGGCUCGUAAUCAUUCUACUUCUGAACAUGAACGGCUUGUGUAUGAAGGAUGGAUAUUGUAUGACACUGGCCAUCGUGAAGAAGCAUUGGCAAAGGCCGAGGAGUCCAUUUCACUUCAAAGAUCAUUUGAAGCCUUUUUCCUAAAGGCUUAUGCUUUAGCAGACUCAAAUCUUGAUUCUGAGUCUUCAACAUAUGUGAUCCAGCUUCUGGAGGAAGCACUUAAAUGCCCUUCAGAUGGCCUUAGAAAAGGACAGGCACUAAAUAAUUUAGGAAGCGUCUACGUAGAUUCUGAUAAGCUGGAUCUUGCUGCUGACUGCUACACAAAUGCACUCAACAUUAAGCAUACACGAGCACAUCAGGGUCUAGCACGAGUAUAUAAUCUUAAAAAUCAGCGCAAAGCUGCAUAUGAUGAGAUGACAAAGCUGAUAGAGAAGGCUCGCAACAAUGCAUCAGCUUAUGAGAAACGUUCAGAAUACUGUGAUCGUGACAUGGCAAAGAGCGAUCUAAGUAUGGCAACACAAUUAGAUCCAUUGAGGACAUAUCCGUACAGAUAUAGGGCAGCAGUUUUGAUGGAUGACCACAAAGAAGCUGAAGCUAUUGAAGAGCUAAGUAAGGUCAUAGCUUUCAAGCCAGAUCUCCAGCUUCUACAUCUUCGAGCAGCAUUCCAUGAAUCGAUGAAUGACUUUGUGUCCACCGUCCGAGACUGUGAAGCAGCCCUCUGUCUUGAUCCCAGCCAUGGCGACACUCAAGAACUCUAUGGUAAAGCACGUGAGCGUGUAAAUGAACAACAAAGGUGAUGAUCACUGACUCAUUGUUCUUUACCUUCUGGAGGCAAUAUGCUGUUGCCACCAUAUUCUUUCAAGGUGCAUAGGGCCUGCAAUUGUCAGCAUAGUUAAUCUCUUGGAUUUUGUCAUUAGAAAGUCCAACUGUAGAUCUCCAUGGCCUUCAAAAUGGAUUUGAAAAACUGGGAGAAAAGAGAGAAUUUGGGGUCAUAAGGAAGGGGAAAUAGAGGAGCAAUGUAGCAUGUAAAUAUGUCAUCUCUUCUUUGAUUGCAUCAAUUUAUAUAUUUAAGUAGCGCACAGACUCGUUGCUGCUACUGUCUCAUUUACUACUCCACAAAAGGCGGGAGCAGGAGUAACCACGACGCAAAAGAAUCUUGUACAUGAUAUUUUGGCUUGUAAUAUGUGAGUGUCUAUCCAAUUUUAGAUGUCUCUGCCAUGUGUGGAUUUUGGCCAAGCACUGCUAUAUGUUGUAAUUUUGCCAUGCUGUUCUCUCAGUUGUUGUGUAAGCUUCACGGUUUUCUGUUAUGACCAACAGAAGAGUUGAAUAUUUUCAUAGAA